AUGGGUCUGGCAACGCUCUCGUAUUACUCGCUCACUCGAUAUGCUUGUCUGCAGGUCAACACAUGCCACCAUGGGUAUCCACGGAUCGACCAGAUACAACUUUACCUGAGCGCGAAACGAGCUGCGCCGCAUAUCAGACGCUCGGGAUCGGCUGUCAUCGGCGAAAAUUCCGUCCUCAACCCCAUGCCACCUACUGUUGCCAACCACCCCGAUGCGCAGAGACUCACUUUGGAGAAAACGGCUUUGGAAAGGCGACUUCACUGA
Messenger RNA from Penicillium canescens, 264 nucleotides. RefSeq lists its product as uncharacterized. Lineage: Eukaryota; Fungi; Ascomycota; Eurotiomycetes; Eurotiales; Aspergillaceae. Bases 1 to 264 code for a protein of 87 amino acids. The transcript has 2 exons. The record is from RefSeq and is a predicted model, not a curated record.